Messenger RNA from Adineta ricciae, 312 nucleotides. NCBI's taxonomy places the organism in Eukaryota, Metazoa, Rotifera, Eurotatoria, Adinetida, Adinetidae. The record is from the annotation of a GenBank genome assembly.
AUGACCGCUGCAACCACUGGAAUAANGAAUUUUAUCGAAGCGUUUAUGUAUUACAAUAAAGCAUUGGACAUUUUUAACAAUGAUUCAACUUAUUGCUCGAUCAACAUUGGACAAAUUCAUUAUGACAUUGCUCUUUGUUAUUUAAAGGAUACAAUGAAAGAUUCAAAAUCAAUUGUUGGUCGUAGUUCAUGGUGGAUUAUUCGUAUUUGUAAGAAUUUAAUUCAGAUCUACAAUGAACAAAAACACGAUUCUUAUUCGGCAUCAAAAUACGAAUUAAUCAAACAUGAAUACGAAUUAAAAGACAAUGAAUGA